UCUGAACAGGUAUGUUUCAGCAAUGUAUUUAAUUUAAAAUGUUUUACUCAUAAUGUAAAUUGUUAACCAGAUGUUUUUUUUCUCUUUAUUUUUCCUAUCAGAUUAAAUAAUUGGAAUAACUUUAGGGAAAAGAAGAGCCUACUAUACUUUAAACAGCCAUCAAAGUCUUUUAACAGGAAGAGCGAUAACAAUAACACCAACAGCAAAACGUAUAAAAGAAUUGUCACUUAUAGGAACCACUGAAAUUUCCAGCAGCACACUAACACAAUGAACUCCACAGUGCUUUUAUAUAGUCAACAAGAAAGAUAUGCAGAUGCGUUUGCUAAAAAUUUUUCCAUUGUUUUGCUUGCUGUUAUAAUCAUCUCCAUUAACGGAAUGUUUGUAUUCAUAUUCUUUAGGAGAUCAAUUUUCCACAGUGAUCCACGAUAUAUACUGUAUAUUCACUUGGUUAUGAAUGAUAUGCUCAUGGUUUUUAUUUCUGUAGUUCUUUUUGUGAUGACUUUUGCAUGGCACAAUGUGCCUGUCCCGUUCUGCGUGUUGCUCCUGUUAAUAACCUCGGUAACUCAUAGGAACACUCCUCUGACUUUGGCUGGUAUGGCUAUUGAGCGUUACAUUGCCGUCUGCAAACCACUGCAUCACCAUCAGAUUUGCACAGUGCGCUGGACGUACAUGCUCAUCUCUCUCAUAUGGAGUGUUGGAAUUUUACCUGGAUUGACCGACAUUUUUCUCCUUUUAAUUAAUGGACCUUUGGCUCUUUUUACAACUAUCUGUACUUCAGUAAUUCUUUAUAACACACCAAGCCAUGCUGAACUAAGCAAAAUUUCGAAUGGAAUUUACUCAUCUAUUGUGUGGCUAAUACUCGUAUAUACAUAUUGCCAAGUGAUGGUUAAAGCCAAAAGGUCUUCCACUAAUAAAUCCUCAGCAAAAAAGGCCCAAAGCACCAUCCUGCUACACGGAGCACAGCUUCUGCUCUGUAUGCUGUCCUACAUUACUCCUGUGUUAGACAAAAUUUAUGCACCACUCCAAACUGAACAGCAGAAGAAAAUAAACUUUUUCAACUACCUACUAACUAGUAUUUUACCAAGACUUCUUACCCCCCUGAUUUAUGGUGUUCGGGAUAAACAGUUUUUUAAUCACAUCAAGGCACUCCUUACAUGUAAAUUAUCUGCUGUAAAUGUUGAUCCAAUCAAACAAUAAGCAGAAUAUUUUAUAUAAUAAAAUGUAAUAUAGUAUAUUAUUAGUAUAGUAUAAUAUAUUAUAUUGUACUUUUUAUAUUAUUCUAGUUUAUAUUCUUCUUUUUUCUCUGCAGAAAAUAAAAAUGAGAAAUGGGUUCUGAUUGAUGAAUGAACAAAAUAGUAGCAGUUUGAAGAUGGCAUGGCUGCUAAUGGCAGUAACACAGGAGCAUUUCACAUAAUUAUGAAGAUUACUGAAUAACAAAUAUUUAAAAGAUUUUUAUUUUCUUUCCAUCACAUUACUAGCAACUUGUGUAAUUUUUCUGAUAUAGUUACAUAGCAUUUAAAUUAUUUGCCUUUGAUGCAAGGCCUCUUUUCAUAGCAUGUGUUCAAAUAUGUCUUUUAUGAUAUUUAUUAUGUAUCUAUUAAAGGAGCAGUAAAGCAAGACAAUGAAAAGAAUGUGUAUGGUAACUGUGAUUUUGAUCAUUAACUGUGUUUUCUGCACUAGUUAUCAAUAUUAGUCAAAUGUGAAUUCCUAUUUUUGCCCUUUCUAGUAUCACUUUGAAUUAAAAGCAUUAUACAAAGUCUUUUGUACACCAGCAAAGGUGCAUUUCACAUAAUUACAUAUGAAGAUUACUAAAUAGUAAAGACUUAAAACAUUUUUUUGUAUCUUUCCAUCACAUAACUAGUAUCAUAUGUAUGUUUUUGUCUAAUAUAGUUACAUUGCAUUUCAAUGUAUUGCUUUCGAUGCAAGGCCUUUGACCAUUAGAUUUGCAUUUGUUUAAACGUAUCUGUACUGGGAUUUAUCAUGUAUGUAUUAAAGGAGCAGUAAAGCAAGACAAUGAAAAGAAUGUCUAUGGCAACUGAUUUUGAUCAUUAACUGUGUUUUCUGUACUAAUUGUCAAUAUUAGUCAAAUGUGAAUUCCUAUUUUUGCCCUUUCCAUAACUUAUACAAACUCUUUUGUACACCCACAAAGGUGCAUUUCACAUAAUUACAUAUAAAGAUUACUAAAUAUCAAAGAUUUAAAAGAUUUUUUAUAUCUCACAAUCACUUAACUAGCACCAUAUGUAUGUUUUUGUCUGAUAUAGUUGCAUUGCAUUUCAAUUAAUUGGUUUCAAUACAAGGGCUCUUAACAAUAGAUUCACGUUAGUUCGAAUGUAUCUGUAAUGGGAUUUAUUAUAUAUGUAUUAAAGGAGCAGUAAAGCAAGGCAAUGAAAAAAAUGUGGAUGGCAACUGUAAUUGUGAUCAUUAUUAACUGUGUUUUUAGUAUAAAUUAGUGUAAUGUAAA
This is a messenger RNA of Danio rerio (zebrafish), 2461 nucleotides long. NCBI's taxonomy places the organism in Eukaryota, Metazoa, Chordata, Actinopteri, Cypriniformes, Danionidae. The record is from RefSeq and is a predicted model, not a curated record.